AUUACUUCAGAACCAAAAUAAACAAAAUAACACAAAUAUAGAGUGUGAGAAUGAGAGGACAAAACAACAACAAGAACAGGUUCUUGAGAAUAAUCAGCAUGCCACUAAAAGUUUUGGUCAAGGCUCGUGAUCUCUACAUGCGAAGCAUCACAGGCUGCGCAGCUCGCACUCACUACUCCUCCGCUGAUGCCGUCUCCAUUCCCUUUCCGAGAAGCCGGAGCACUUCCUCAGCCUUCUCCUCCUCCGCCUCUUCGCGGAGGAGGUCUUCCGAUUUCACCUUCGAAGAUGAUUACAGCGAGCUGCUCAGAGCUGCUUCCGUUAGGAGUUUGGGUCAUAAGAACGGGAUUGACAUGUUCAUACAUCAACAGCUUCAGCAGCGGAAGGGGAAUCACGUUGCGGUUGGGGCGGUUGCGGUUGCGAAAGGUGGUUUACCGAAGAGCUCGAGCGUAGGGAUGAAAAUGGCGAAAAUUGAUGAAGAAGAUGAAGAAGAAGGAUCUGUGAAGAAUCUAAAGAAAGGAUCUGAUUUCUUAUACCCUCGUAGCAGAUCAUAUGCUGUUACAAUCAGAGGAUCCAAGUUUUAAUUUACUAUACAUGUCAAUUUUCUCAAUAUUUUUAAGAAGUAUAAAAUCAAUAUUAGUUCCUAAUUAUUUGAUGGUUAUGGAAUUAUUUAGAUGUAAAGCUUCUGUCAAUAUUUAUACCCAAAAAACAAAUUACUG
Eutrema salsugineum is the source of this 716-nucleotide messenger RNA. RefSeq lists its product as uncharacterized. NCBI's taxonomy places the organism in Eukaryota, Viridiplantae, Streptophyta, Magnoliopsida, Brassicales, Brassicaceae. Bases 51 to 581 code for a protein of 176 amino acids. The transcript has a single exon. The record is from RefSeq and is a predicted model, not a curated record.